Molecule: messenger RNA, 1630 nt
Organism: Notechis scutatus (mainland tiger snake)
Lineage: Eukaryota; Metazoa; Chordata; Lepidosauria; Squamata; Elapidae
Source: RefSeq, a predicted model, not a curated record
CACCAGAAGAUUCACACAGGAGAGAAACCGUAUGAGUGCCCAGAUUGUGGAAUAAGUUUCAGUCAGAGUUCUGGUUUAGUGAGACACCAGAGGGCUCACACAGGAGAGAAACCAUAUGAAUGUCCAAAUUGUGGGAAAAAUUUCAGUCGAAAUUCCAGCCUGGCAAUACACCAGAGAACUCACACAGGAGAGAAACCAUAUGAGUGUGCAGAUUGUGGAAAAAGUUUCAGUCAGAAUUCUCAUCUGAUGAUACACAAGAAGAUUCACAAAGGAGAGAGACCAUAUGAAUGUGCAGAUUGUGGGAAAAGUUUCCUCCGGAAUUCAGACCUGGUGAUACACCAGAGAAGUCACACCGGAGAAAAACCAUAUGAGUGUCCAGAUUGUGGGAAAGAUUUUAGUACCAAGUCUGGUCUUAUAAAUCAUGUAGGUAUACAUACAGGGGAGAAACCAUUCAAAUGCCUGGACUGUGGACGGUGUUUCACAAAUAGUUCCUCCCUUACUGUGCACAAGAAAGUUCACAUGAUGCAGGAGAUAAGUUUAGAGAAGUCUUGAAAUUCAUUUCUGGUGUCCUAUUGGAAGUCAAAAUGAACAAUUAAUUGGCCUGAUUCUUGUUAGUCAAGUGUCUCAUGAGACAUUAAGGAUGAGUGAGAAAAAAUGGAAAAUGUUAGUUCGAUCAAGACGAGCAAUACAUAUCUGGUCAUCGGCAGAAGUGACUAUGAUUAUGUUAGCCCAAAUGGUGCAAUUUGCAAAUUGAACAUUAUAGAACAUAGAAACGCAACAUGCAGAAUUUCAGUGUUCUGCACUCUGGGUGUUUUUCAGAUUUUGAGGCCACAAUUUCCCAGCCAGCAUAUCCUUUGUACAAAAUGUCUGUGAGUCAUAAGUAACCUUUCUGAGUGGUCCCAGUAAACUGCUGAAGCUUCUAAAAAAUACAUUGUAAAAAAAUAAGCACAGAGGUUGUAGCUUUAGCAGAAAAAACAUUGUGGUUUUGAAUACAGAGUUCUUAGGUUCGUUAACAACCCCUGCCAUGACCUUUUCUUGGAGGUGCCUGCUUGUUACCCCAAUGGUAACAGCGUCAAAAUGCUGUCAAAUUUGUUGCAAAUGCCUUGGUGUUGGAGCUGUAAGAAAUAAAUUAUAUGGUAGAAAAUGUUUCAUUACUACAAAAAGCAUUGUGUGGCUAUUAAAAUAGCUUUUGAGAAUGAAAGAAAUGGGUAUUGUCAGCAUUGCUGUGAAUCUGGGGGUAAGAUAAUGUAAAGCUGUCUUCCCAACACAUGGGAGAUGGUUCCAUUUCUUUCGUUCCUCUCUCAGGGCUUUUUAAAUUUUUCCAAAUAAUCCCUACAAGUAAAGAGAGGAACAAUAAUUGGAGCAGAAAAGUGGAAUUUUCGCUAUGGAAAUGAAUAAUUCUGAUUUUGCUGAGUUUAGGAGACACCAAAGAAUUGCAGGUUUGUUCAUUUCACUAACACGAUUCAGAGGACUGGUUAUAAUUUUUUUUCUAAUGGGUCACUUUGCAUAGGAUCCCUCUGCAAAAGGACACCCAUAACCAGGACCAGGUCAAGGGUGAGGAGGAACCAAGAACCUCUUUUGGCCUGAGCCUGCAGCUCCAGGUAGUUUCAAACUUAAACAUGUUGGAAGU